AUGUCUGCCGUCGCAAUGGGAUACCCAAUGCCCAUCCUUCUAAACUGGAAACGCGAAUACAAUCGACCAUCAUGGCACUUUGCAGGUAGUCACAUCGCCAAGCUCGAGAGUCUACUAGCAGCCAUCCAAGUACUCCUCGAGCAAACAGACAACGACGAUGUAAGCGACGAUGAUAUUGCAGUUCUGGUAGACGCCUAUGAUAUGUGGUUUCAGCUCCCACCUUCUGUCCUGCUAGAGCGCUAUCAUCAGCUUAAUCGCGAAGCAGAUGCCAGAGUACAAAAGCAAUGGGCAAACCUCAACAUCAGCGCCGACUUUCCUAUAUCGCCACCUCGACAGGACAUAAUUAUCACUACAGCCAAAGACUGCUUUCCUGAUGCUUACUCUGGUUCUAAUCCUCGAUACGAGCAUUGGCCUGAAUCCCCCAUGCCGAAAGACAUGUACGGAGAUGGGACUGACAAAAUUCCCUGGUCGUUUGAUCCAGCGCGCAAAUACAAGAAUAUCCGUCCAAGAUGUGUCAACAGUGGUCUCAUCAUGGGUUCUAUGGGCGGUCUACGAGAUGCAUUGCAAAGAUCAAAAGAAAAGAUUGAUGCUGUAGCUAUGAAGGGCCGACAACUUUGGAGUGACCAGGCUCUUAUUGGAGAAGUCAUCGGCGACCAAGAAAUAUGGCGCGAAUGGAUGAGACAGCUAGGAUCAUCAUGGAACGGCUCUGUAUCUUUCAAUGGCAGAGAUACACUCUCUCAUGACGUCCGCAAGAUUGCCGAUGCAGCACUUCUCGGCCAGCGCUUCGAAUUCGGUAUCGGUUUGGACUACAACUUCACCACAGCACCACCAACAUGUUCAUCUGAAGAAGACGGUUACUUCGUACAUCUUCUCAACGAGACUAACAUUAUUGAAGAGUCCAAAAAGGCGGGUGUGCCAGGUCCCAUCCGCACAAACGGUAUACCCCCCGAGAUACGCAACACCAACGACACUCUCUUGUCCUCUACAAACUGGGGUUCCAUCCCACUGUACACAGACUUCUUCUUUGGCACUACACCUAUAGCAAUCCACCACAACGCUUACAUCGACGGGCUCAAGAGUUCCAGACUAAGAGAAUGGUGGGACAAGAUGUGGUAUCACGCCCAACUACGACAUCUCAUCACACAGCGCCUUCAGUCUCCAGCCUCAUCACCGAUCGCAGAAAUCGAAAGAGGCAAAAUCGUGUACACUGCGCCCAAGGAAGACAUAGUGUCCAAGAAAGCGCGCGUGUUUAGUCCCCUGGAGCCAAACUUUGCGGGAGUGGAUUGGGACGCUUUGUGCCAGAAGCCAGGACACGGGGUACCUUGGCACGAAGAGCUAUUCCAAGAUGGAAAGGGACCACUGGAAAUAACCCGAGAAUAA
Fusarium poae is the source of this 1380-nucleotide messenger RNA. RefSeq lists its product as uncharacterized. The transcript has a single exon. The coding region runs from base 1 to 1380 and encodes 459 amino acids. The record is from RefSeq and is a predicted model, not a curated record. Lineage: Eukaryota; Fungi; Ascomycota; Sordariomycetes; Hypocreales; Nectriaceae.